This is a messenger RNA of Dunckerocampus dactyliophorus (ringed pipefish), 5362 nucleotides long. It is a transcript of the gene gab2, whose product is annotated as GRB2-associated binding protein 2. The coding region runs from base 531 to 2570 and encodes 679 amino acids. The transcript is spliced from 10 exons. NCBI's taxonomy places the organism in Eukaryota, Metazoa, Chordata, Actinopteri, Syngnathiformes, Syngnathidae. The record is from RefSeq and is a predicted model, not a curated record.
AAAUCAACAGGUACAGUUGGUCAAAUCCUAAUUUGUUCCAGUCCUUUUUAACCCAAGGUGUGCACAAACACACGUACAUCUCCGAUUAAGAACAUGACAACGAAAGCCUUGUACUUACGACAAGCCACCACUAGAUGAUGCUGUUUCCUUCUCGUUGACUUGUGGGAGUUGUAGAAUUAAUUAAAACACGAUUGUAGUUUGUGCUAGUGUUAAUAUAAAAUAUACGUUUAUAUGCUAUAUACGGGUUGAGUUAUGGUGUUAUUUUAAAAAGAGAUCUUUGGCAGGCAGCUUCCCGGCGGUGGGCGUGGUGUCGAGUAGGGAAAACAAGCCAAAGACGCCCCGUGACGCUGCGGUGCAUCAGUCGAGCUUCCCCCGCGGAGGAGCCAGGGUUCGCCCUCUGUGUGAGAACCGUGACUCGUUUUGCCUUCCGUCCCUCCCUCAGGUCGGAUGGCAGAGAGCCACACGCCGACCGGGGGCGUCCUGCGACUGUAAGCCGCUGUUGGGACACCAGAGGCGGACUCGUUGGCAAGAUGAGCGGCGGAGAAGUCAUCCUGCAGGGCUGGCUGAGGAAGUCCCCGCCGGAGAGGAAGCUGCGGAGAUAUGCGUGGAAGAAGCGCUGGUUCAUCCUGCGCAGCGGUCGCAUGAGUGGCGACCCAGAUGUCCUGGAGUACUACAAGAACGACCACGCCAAGAAGCCCAUCAGGGUCAUCGACCUGCACUGCUGCGAGCAGGUGGACGCCGGCCUGACCUUCAAGAGGAAGGAGUUCCAGGACAGCUUCGUCUUCGACAUCAAGACCUCGGACCGGACCUUCUACCUGGUGGCCGAGACGGAGGAGGACAUGAACAAGUGGGUGCGCUCCAUCUGUCAGCUGUGCGGAUUCAACCAGUCCGACGACAACCACCACGAUGGCCGACUGCAACAUCUGCCGCGUUCUGUGGGAGCAGAGGUGGGCGGCUCCAUGGCCCCGCUGAGCGGUGGCGGCGAUGUGCAUCAUCGCAAGUCGUCGGCCCCCGUCCACUCCAGCCAGCCCGUCCUGUUCACCUUUGACGUGCCGGCUCGCCACUCGCACCACAGCACCUUGUCCAACAGCGCCCCCCAGGACUACCUCCUCCUCCACCAGUGCAUGAGCAGGAAGACGGAGAGCGCACGGAGCGCCAGCUUCUCUCAGGCCACAAGAAGCAACGUCUUCCUGGGGAGCGACUCGGCGGUCCAGAAGCUGUCCCACGGCUUCUCCCACUGUCUGAACGGGAUGGGUGCUCAGCUGCACGGCUUCUACAGCCUCCCCAAGCCCGGCAAGCACCACCUCCCAGCCCCCGACGACUCCCCCCAGGAGGCCUGCUACGUUCUCCCGAGGGGCUACGGCGCCGAGGCCCUCGGCGGCCCGCCCGAGCUGGACCUGGAGAGCGAGGAGGUGUACACCUUCCAGACGCCUUGCAACACCUUGGCCUCCCACCCCAAUGAGCGUCCUACCGACAACUACGACCUCCCCACGCCGCCUGGAUCCUUCUACCAAAUCCCGAGGACGUUUGAUAAGAAUCACAACGCGCUGACACCGUCCAGCUCAGAGUCGUCCUGCGCUCCCCCUCCCAGACCUCCAAAGCCCGGCUCGGAUGGCCAGUGGGGGAGUCCUCACUCGCUGGGGAGCCAGAACGGAGAGACGUCGGUGGCGGUGUCUGUCAUCCCGCGAAGGAAUACUCUGCCAGCUGUGGAGAACAUCAGGCUGCACAGAGGCUCGUCCUUCCAAACCAGCAGCCAUCAGCGUCCUUUACAUUUCAACAGCUCGGGCCAGUCGGUGGAGUCGGUCAACGACGGCUUCAGCUCCUACCUGAGAGCCAGAACCCCACUGACCCGCUCAGACAGCGGCAACUCGGACGACAACUAUGUGCCCAUGAAUCCCGGCUCAUCGCCGCUGAGCGCCGCCCAAGCGGAAAGUCCCAAAAACGUCUACAUCCCCAUGAGCCCCGGCCCCCACCACUUUGACUUCCCGGGGUUCUCGGCGACGCUGCCGGCCCGCAAGGGGAGCAGCGCCUCCUUGUGUCAGAGACCGGGACGCCUCAGCGACGUCACACCGCCGCCCAUCAACCGCAACCUCAAGCCCAACAGGAAGUCCAAGCCAACACCUCUCGAUUUGAAGAACAACGGCUUCAUUGACGAACUGCCAUUUAAGAGCCCAGUCACCAUGUCUUGGACCCGGCCCAUGCCAGCUAUGAACUCCAUGUCCUCGCAGCGUUGUCGGCCCAUCUCGACCCAAAGCAUCACCAGCACCGACUCGGCAGACAGCGAGGAGAAUUAUGUGGCAAUGCAGAACCCAGCCUCUACCUCGCCGGCCGUGAGCGGCACCAGCAGCCCAGCCCUUCGCAAGUGCGGCAAUGUCGACUACCUGGCGCUGGACUUCCAGCCCGGCUCGCCCUGCGCACACAGAAAGCCGUCGACGUCGUCGGUGACGUCGGACGAGAAGGUGGACUACGUGCUGGUGGACAAGGAGAAGACGCAGGCCCUGCAGAACACCAUGCAGGAGUGGACCGACGUGCGGCAGUCUACCGAGCCCGCCAAGGGGGUCAAGUCUUGACACGGCGCACGCGCGGAAGGAAGCAAGAAAGACGACGAAGCCAUAAUGUAUCUAUGCCACCACUGACAGUAGACGUCAGUUGCAGGUGACUUUUAAGCAUCUAUGGAGCAAAUAUCAGCAAUGCCCCGCCCCCAGCUCUUGUUUUCUUGCACUAUGAGCAGGUACACACUGAAGGGCGACCCACCCAGGCGCCCACUAGCAAGCCAUAGUAGCCCAUUUUUGAACUUAACCGAUUACCUCCUGUGACCCUGCAUCAUUAUUACAUUGUUAUUACGCUCUUAUUACAUUUCACCCAUCUCAGCGUGGCUAAUGUCUUAUUCAUCUCACUUUACGACACUUCCACGAUAAAACGCUGAUCUCAAACACUUCCAACAACUCCCAACAUCCCCCAAAUGUCACCCCUCCCUUUUUGCUGAUGACCUGAAAUUGUCAUUUUUGCACCUGACGGGCAUUUGAGUGUACAGCAGAUGUGCCGCUGGCGAUGUGACUCAGAGCCUACCUGGAGGCCGCCCAAGAUCUAUGUUGCUGCUGGAAGGUCUUGGUCUUAUGCUACCACUCAAAUAUUUCCUCUUUUUACACAAUCAUGCAGAAGCAGCCACGACGUUGGCUUUCUGGGGGGGGAUACAGGCUUGCAAAGACACUUUGUGUUGAAGCGACGGUGCAGCUUUCACCUCACCCAGCUAGCACGCACUGACCUCACCAAGAUGGCCGACUGACUGUAAAUAUUCAAAAUACAAGCCAAGUACGAGCAUUCUUUAUGUCUUAUUCACCUUUUUUUCAACUUUGACUGCCCAGGACUUAAAAAAAAUAAGAAUUACAGGAAAAGUGCACUUUAUUGGGGAAUUUUGCCCAUCAUCCGCAAUCCUUAUGAGAGACAUGAACACACGUCUUUCUCUUUUCUGUGCCUUCUAAAAAUAUAAAAACCAGUGAUGUGUUAAAGGUUUUAUUGAUGAUAAACGCAGGCUCCGCCCUCUGACAGCUCAACUCACCAACAAGCUCAAGCUUUGUGCAAAAAUGGCCUAAUGAGUAUGGUACACUUUAAAAAGUAGUGUAUUUUAUAUAAUAUCAUAAAGAAUACAAGACAUUUAAUUCAUUUAUUAAUAAAAAAAUUCAAAUACAUUUAAAUAAAUUAAAUAAAUGCAAAUAAUUUAAUCAUGAAUUUAAGUAAUGGAACUACUAUACAAAUGACUGAAAUAUCAAAAGUAUCGAUAAUUUGAUUUGAGAACCAAUUUUAGAGCAUGAAAGCUUGUAUCAGAAGUAUCGAUAUUCCACUAUCGAUCCGCACAUCAAAAAAUCCAAACAGCUAAAAAGAGGCAGCUAAGAAUGCAAGUAAUGGGACACACCUCUUCCGCCUAGAAAGGCCUAUUAAAACACCUCCAAAAACCUCCAACAAGGAUGACGUUCAAAAUGAUGGGCAAAAUUCCAAAAAAGGGCACUUUUCCUUUAAGUGCACUAACUGCCUCUCUGACGCCAUCUUGUGUCCAUGAGUUGAAAUUGCCUUACUCAUGUCAGACAAUAUUUGCCUUGGUGAAAUUGGAAUUUAUUCAUGUUUUUUGAGGAAGAGCCAUCAUUUGGGACGCCUGAAGUCCAGUAUUUCAUUGUGGGCUGGAACCACUGGAACCCGCGCUCGCCAGCCGCUCCACUUCAUGUUUUUCUACCAUUUUUACUGCUUUUCUAUCUUUUUUUUAAAUCAUUUUUUUUACUCUUAAGUGCAAGCAGGUGAUAUUCCAAUGGAGGAGGAGAAGGAGGCUCAGUGUGAUUUCUGAGUUUUUACGUUCCCAGUCGGUGAGAGACGAAGCAAAGCCAGCCAAGGUGGGAAGCAAAUGAAAAGGAAAAAAAAAAAGAAAAAAAAAGAAAUCGUGAAGGAAAAGCUAAAAGGCAGAUGUGAAAUGAUGAUGUAAGUUUGUGUUGUUAGAUUGUGUCUGUGUGGAUGACGUACUGUACGUGUUGUUUCCUUUUUAACCACUGCUGUUGCUACUACUGUACUCGUGUCUUUAUUUAUUAAUUUAUUCGUGUGAGUCUUGAUAGCUUCAAAGCAGCCACCCGACGUCCAAUGUGUCUCUCACGCACGGGUCAAACGAUUAGGUACACAUGCGCAACGUCAAGGCAUCCAUGCACUCAUAAAACAAGCUUUUAAUGAUGGAAAAAAACAAAGUGUGACCGCGUCUGAUCCGCUCACGAGAGAACCCAAAAUAUUAGGAACAGCUCUCGACAUAAUGUCCUGCACUGCACGGGACAGAAUUAGUCAACUCUUGGCACCAUCGCCACUGCUUGGGCUUGUUGACAGAGUGCAGGUGUACCUAAUGAAAUGUCCAAUGAUGGUGGGACGCAGUAUGAGAGAAGAUGCCGGUGUGGUCCAAGCUCAUCAAGACUUUGUUAUUCCUGUAUCGUGUAAACUGUGGACGUAGAAUAAAUCAACAAGUCAACAUUUUGGUGCUUCGAGAGGUCAUUUAUACAUGAAUUGCUGGUCAUUGUAUUAACCAAAAACAGCCACCUGAAACGCCAGCGCCACGGCAAAAGCUUUGCCAGAGACCUCCGUAGCGGCACACCGGCUGCUCGGAGCAUGCGUCCGAAUACAGUGCACCUUGCUACAGCAGGUGGCUCGCUCCGUUCUAAUCUCUGGUUCCCCUGUCAACAGCGAUGUGGUAGUAGUGAUGUCAUGAUAUUUGAUUAGGAUGAAUCAACAGGUAUAGUUGGUCAAAUCCUAAUUUGUUCCAGUCCUUCUUACCUCCAGGUGUGCACUGAAGCAGAAAGUUAUCGGUAUUGGUUUGAAAUUAAAAUAUUCUAAAACA